AUGAUGGAUAACUACAACGAAUCCGAUAUGGUUUAUUGCCCGUACAACAAGGAGCACAAAAUGCUGCGCAAGAAGCUCCAGCAGCACAUCCUGAAAUGCCGUGUGAUCUACAAAGACAUGGUGGAACUAAUGGUUUGUCCAUUUAAUAAAUCGCAUUUGAUCCCAGAGCCCGAGUUCUUUCAACACACCAAGUCGUGCGAGGAUCGAAAUAUUAUAGUGCACUAUCAGACCAGCGCGCCUGCUGUUCUCAACGAAGACACCAGGCAUCCCAAGAUCGAGUCCGCAGAGAACUGGGACGACGACGACAGUGUGCCCGACUACGAUCCUCAAGUCUACUGCUCCACGGCCAACAUAGUGAGGGAGCCCAAUGGGUUGUUUCCCGCCCAGCGGAAGGCUUUCAUCGAGCAGGAGAAGCGUCGUCAUUUUGGCGAGGAUUACGAGGAGGAGAAGAAGCCGCCAAAGGCCAAGUCUCGCGCCGAUCCUCGUCCCACUCCCUACGAGCCAAAAAAGCCCUUCUCAAGGCGCCAGUAAUUCGAUUCCACCAUG
Molecule: messenger RNA, 546 nt
Organism: Drosophila teissieri
Lineage: Eukaryota; Metazoa; Arthropoda; Insecta; Diptera; Drosophilidae
Product: gametocyte-specific factor 1 homolog
Exons: 2
Coding region: 1-531 (176 amino acids)
Source: RefSeq, a predicted model, not a curated record